Messenger RNA from Physcomitrium patens, 2631 nucleotides. NCBI's taxonomy places the organism in Eukaryota, Viridiplantae, Streptophyta, Bryopsida, Funariales, Funariaceae. The record is from RefSeq and is a predicted model, not a curated record.
AUGGAGAUUUUUGAUGAUCUUCAUCGUGAUGUUGUUAACAACAUUCAAGAAGUUUUAGAAUCCAUAAAUGCGUUGGUUCGUGGUUUUAAGUCUUCGCGUGAUGUUCUUCAAAGGGGACAAAACAUGGGACUUCGUAUCUCCGGUGAGGUUCUUUUUGGUGAACAUCCCCGUCGAUAUAAUCACCAAGUAGUUCCAGAAGUUGCUGUUGUUGUUCUUGACGAACAAUACAUGAAUUUUGAGUGCUAUCAGGGGGUCGUAGAUGCUUUGCAGGAAGACAAUGGAGUACGCAUUGGGCGUCGCAUUGUCUUACCUACAACAUUCAUUAAUUCCCCCCGAUACAUGCAAAAACUCUUUCAUGAUAGUAUGGUUUUGGUUAGAGUUUUAGGAAAACCCGAUUUGUUUGUGACAAUGACAUGUAAUCCGACCUGGCUUGAGAUUCUUGAUGAGCUUGAGCCAGGUCAAAGUCCUCCUGAUCGUCUAGAUAUUGUUGUGCGUGUUUUCAAGCUCAAGUUAAGAGCAUUGAUGGAUGAGAUUACGAAGAAGAAUGUCAUGGGAGAGACAAUUGCUUUUUGUUACACUAUUGAGUUUCAAAAACGUGGUCUUCCUCAUACACACAUUCUUCUUUGGUUGAAAGACAAGGUCAAUGACUGUGACCUUGUAGAUAGGAUAGUAUGUGCGGAGAUUCCCGAUUUAGAUAGACAACCGCAAUUGUAUGCCGCGGUUGCCAAGCACAUGAUGCAUGGACCAUGUGGUUUGGACAAUCCCAAUUGUCCAUGCAUGGAAGACGAUAGAUGUACAAAGAACUAUCCGAUGCAAGCUCGAGAUACUACCGAGGUGGAUGGUAAUGGACAUGUUUUGUACCGUCGUCGAAAUCAAGGUCGAUAUAUCGAGAAACGUAUACGUGGACAAAUUGUCCGUUUAGACAAUCGAUGGGUUGUGCCAUACAAUCCAUAUUUGAUAGGUCGGUUUAAUUGUCACAUUAAUGUGGAAAUUUGCAGUUCUGUAAAAACUGUCAAAUACCUCCACAAGUAUAUUUUUAAAGGUCCAGAUCGUGGUGUUGUAGAAACAGAUGAAGUGGUAGAUGAGAUUAAGGAUUUCUUGGAGGGUCGUUAUGUGGCCGCCCAAGAAGCAUGUUGGAGGCUCUUUGGUUUUGAAACUAAUAAUAAGAGCCAUAGUAUUUGUCGUUUACCUGUUCACCUUCCCGGUCAGCAAUAUGUUACUUUUAAGGAAGGAACAUCUUUGCACUCGGUGAUUGAUCAAAAUGCUGAGACUAAACUCACCAAGUUUUUUGAGCUUAAUUGCCAUAUUCGUGCCUUAAUUGCUUCUGGCAAUGAAGGCAACCAUAUGCUUCUUCGUUACAUGGAUCUUCCACUCUAUUACAAGUGGGAUGUGAAGAAUAACAUGUGGGAAAGAAGAGUACGUAAGAUAAAAGUUUUUGGUCGGAUAAACAUGGUUCCCAUAGGUACCGAAGUAUUUUACUUGCGUUUGUUGUUGACUCAUGUCGAGGCACCAACUUCAUUUGAGGACCUACUUUGUUUUCAUGAUAUAGUGUAUCCAACGUACAAGGCCGCUUGUAUUGCAAGAGGACUUUUACAAGAUGAUUCUGAAUGGAAAAAUUGUCUGCAAGAGGCAACUGUCAUUGCGUUGCCUAAACAAGUUCGGCGGUUGUUUGCAACACUUCUUGUGUUUGGAAAACUGCUAGAUCCUCUUAGCUUACUAAAGACACAUCUUGAUGCUAUGUCUGAUGAUUGGCGCAAUGAUCAAAAUUGCUAUUGCAAAGCAAUUUUGUCCAUUGAAGAAUAUUUGUCAUCAUCAAACAAACAUCUUACAGAUUUUUUUAAUAUCGAAGAAUUGAAUGAGUUUGGUUAUUCAAACAUUGUUGAUAUUGGCGGUGAUUCCAAUGACAAUAUUGAUUUUGAUAACCAAAACAUUACUUUUCUAGAGGAGGAUGUAGGUAGACUCAACGAAGAACAAUACAUUGUUUUUAAUGCGGUGACCACUGCCGUUUUAAAUUCUAAUUCUCCAGAUCGGCUUUUCUUUUUAGAUGGUCCUGGUGGUACAGAUAUUGGUGAGGGCAAAACCGGUCGAAAGGUAGAUUUACCGCUAGGAUUAGUUGCUCCUGGAAAUUCUUUAGAUGGUCUCAUUGAUGCUAUUUUUGAUGAUCCAGUUGAUUUUUCUGAGCGCAUCAUUUUGGCUGUCCGGAAUGAUGAUGCCCAAGAAAUCAACCGAAAAAUCACUGAUCGUAUACCUGGUGAUGUGCAUCAAUGUUUUAGUGCUGAUUUUGUUCACGAGAAUGAUGAACAUGCCCAUCAUUAUCCAGUAGAGUUUUUGAAUUCUUUACAAUUGAGCGGUUUGCCUCCUCACCAAUUAAGUCUUAAAUGUGGCCAAUAUUUGAUAUUGCUAAGGAACUUGAAUCCGGCAAAAGGUUUGUGCAAUGGUAGUCGUUUGCGUCUUUUGCAAGUGUCUUCUAGUGUGUUGUUAUGUGAAAUUGUAGAAGGACGCUAUCGUAGCCAAGAGGUAUUGAUUCCUAGAAUCACACAUCAUUGCAACGAUAGCCGCUUGCCAUUCACACUUUGCCAAAGACAAUUUCCUGUCACUGGUGCUUUUGCCAUGACAAUCAACAAAUCGUAG